Molecule: messenger RNA, 1450 nt
Organism: Anarrhichthys ocellatus (wolf-eel)
Lineage: Eukaryota; Metazoa; Chordata; Actinopteri; Perciformes; Anarhichadidae
Gene: znf622
Product: zinc finger protein 622
Exons: 6
Biological process (GO): ribosomal large subunit biogenesis
Cellular component (GO): preribosome, large subunit precursor
Molecular function (GO): zinc ion binding; nucleic acid binding
Source: RefSeq, a predicted model, not a curated record
UUAAACUAGUUACCAACCUUCAAAAAACAUGAAGAAGGAGAAGUUCAAAGUUCACUGGGAAGUUACACUCGUGUGCUGCUGUGGCGUGUUGCCCUAACUCAACAUCAACAACAAAAAUAGAUUUAAACAUAUAUUUUUCGGAGGAGACAGUUCACGGAAUAAGUUGCAAUGUCCUCCUACACCUGCAUCAGCUGCCGAGUGGCCUUCGCAGACGGCGAGGUGCAGCGAGCGCACUACAAAACCGACUGGCACCGCUACAAUCUGAAGCGCAAGGUGGCCGACAUGCCGCCGGUGACCGCCGAGAACUUUCAGGAGCGCGUGCUGUCGCAACGGGCGGCCGACGAACAGCAGCUGAGCGACCUGGCGGCCACCGAGGGCUGCGCCGUCUGCAACAAGAAGUUCUCCAGCGCCAACGCCCACCAGAACCACAUGCAGUCCCACAAACACCAGCAGGCCGAGAAGCAGGCCCUGCUCGCCGCCCAGAGGAAAGUGGAGAAGAUGAACGAGAAGAACCUGGAGAAGGGACUCGGCGAUGAGAAGGCGGAUCGCGACGCCAGGAACGAGGCCCUGCAGCAGGUCCUGAAGGAGCAGCAGAGGCCGAGUCCAGCCCAGCAGGAGCAAGGAGCGACGAGGCAAAAGGUGGAGAAGAUGGAGAAACCCCCGAGGUUGAUGUGGCUGGAGGAGCAGGCCAAGAGGAGAGAGAAAGAAGAGGGAGCCACCGCCGUGGAAGAAGAGUGGGAGGAUGUCAACGAGGAGGAAGAUAAUGAUGAGUUGGGGGAGGAAGAGGAGGAGGAUGACGAAGAGGACGAAGAGGAGACGAUGGAUCAAGAGGAAGGAGACUCGGCGGCUGCGUCCGGCCCCAAACCUGCCGCUCUGCCGGGUUCCAUCCCCGUCACCGACUGCCUGUUCUGCUUCCACCACUCCAAGUCACUUGUGAAGAACAUCGGCCACAUGACCAAAGUCCACAGCUUCUUCAUCCCCGACGUGGAGUUCCUCAUCGACGUCGGAGGCCUCGUCCGCUACCUCGGAGAGAAAGUGGGAGCGGGAAACGUGUGUCUGUGGUGUAACGAGAAGGGACGCUCGUUCUACUCGGCAGAAGCCGUUCAGAGUCACAUGAUAGAUAAGAGUCACUGCAAGCUGUUCACAGACGGAGACGCUGCUCUGGAGUUUGCAGACUUCUACGACUUCAGGAGCAGCUACCCGGACAGGAAGGACGGAGAAGAAGCUGAGGUGGACGAAGAAGAUCUGUCUGAUGACAAGAACCUGGAGUACGAUGACGAGAUGCUGGAGCUCACUCUCCCUUCAGGCGCUACGAUCGGCCACCGCUCCCUCAUGAGGUACUACAAGCAGAGGUUCGGAGCCCAAAGAGUGGUGGUUAUGAUCCACAACAGGAACGCUGUGGGCCGGGUCCUCCGGCAGUACAGGGCUCUGGGCUGGGGAGGAGAAGGAG